AUGACUUCUGAGCCAGAGAUUAUUCUAUACGACUUGGCGUGUAUCAAGAAUGUUUGCUUCUCACCCGUUGUUUGGCGUAUCCGUCUGCUGCUCAAUUACAAGAACGUCUCUUACAAGACUGUCUUCCUCGAAUUCCAAGAUAUUGAACCCACUCUCAAAGAUUUCGGUUUGGCACCUAAUGAAACAGGAACCAAAUACACCGUCCCUGUCAUCCAGUAUGUGCCGACUGGAGCUUACAUGAUGGACUCAAAGCCCAUCUCCGAAUUCAUUGAGAAAACGUACCCGAGCCCAGCAGUACCGCUGACUUCGGAUCUGGGCCGCGAGAUUGAGGCAAAGACACGCCAGGGACUGGCAUUGACGUUUCGCCGGUCGCUGAUGCCUCGCGAAAUCAAUAUCCUGUCGCCGGGCGCGCAACAGUUCUUCCGGCGCACGCGCGAGGCAGCCAUAGGUCAUCGCCUCGAGGAUCUGCUCGAGGGAGACAAGGAGGAGCAGGCUUGGGCAGAGGUGGCAGAGACCAUGCGCUCGGCUGGAGAGCUGAUUCGCACAAAUAGCGCCGAGGGCCCGUUUGUGCUCGGUGCUCAUCCAAGCUACACGGACUUUUUCAUCGCGGGGUCAUUGCAGUGUGCGCGGGUGAUUGACGAAGAGGUGUUCCAAAAGUAUUUACGAGGUCCUGGCUUCAAGGAAGCCUACGAUGCCUGCCUGCCUUACAUGGAAAAAAGGACCUAA
Pestalotiopsis fici W106-1 is the source of this 726-nucleotide messenger RNA. RefSeq lists its product as uncharacterized. Lineage: Eukaryota; Fungi; Ascomycota; Sordariomycetes; Amphisphaeriales; Sporocadaceae. The transcript has 2 exons. Bases 1 to 726 code for a protein of 241 amino acids. The record is from RefSeq and is a predicted model, not a curated record.